Fusarium oxysporum Fo47 is the source of this 2199-nucleotide messenger RNA. Its product is annotated as major facilitator superfamily domain-containing protein. Gene Ontology annotation, biological process: transmembrane transport. The transcript is spliced from 10 exons. Gene Ontology annotation, molecular function: transmembrane transporter activity. The coding region runs from base 1 to 2199 and encodes 732 amino acids. The record is from RefSeq and is a predicted model, not a curated record. NCBI's taxonomy places the organism in Eukaryota, Fungi, Ascomycota, Sordariomycetes, Hypocreales, Nectriaceae.
AUGUCUUCUGUGAAAAAGAGCCAGGAUGGUUUGGAGGAGCAGAAUGGCCCUAACUAUGGGACUGUCGAUGUCAAGUUUCGUAACCAGGAAGGAACUGACUCGAGCCAGGCCAUUGACGAAAUUGGUUGGACCCCGUAUCACCUAAAGUUAUUCUUCUUAAACGGCUUUGGUUACGCUGUUGAUUCAAUGAUCACUCUCUUCCAAUCCAUCAUUGCCACACAAGCCUUCCGUGAAUUUGGUGAAAAGGGCUACGCCAACGGCAUGACAAUUGCAGCUUAUGUCGGAAUGUUGACAGGCGCUCUUUUCUGGGGUUUUGGUGCCGACAUUAUUGGGCGAAAGUAUGCCUUCAACAUUACGCUCUUUCUCUGCUCAGUCAGCUGCAUCAUUGCUGGCGGAAUGCCCAACUGGCCAUCCCUUGGGUUUUUCGUCGCGUUGCUUAGCUUUGGUGCUGGCGGAAACCUCGUCAUGGAUACAGCUGUUUUUCUGGAGUACCUCCCGAGUAACAAACAAUGGCUUUUAACUCUCAUGGCAUGUUGGUGGGGCUUCGGCCAGGCGAUUGCUGGUUUCAUCGCUUGGGGAUUCAUGGUUCCCGAACGUUGGAACUGCGUUGAUGUUGAGACUUGUACACGAGGUAAUAACAUGGGCUGGCGAUAUGUCAUGUUCACAGGCGGCGCCCUAGUCUUCUUUCUAUCGCUUCUUCGAGUCACCGUUAUCAGGCUGCGCGAAACACCCAAGUACCUGCUGGGUGUUGGCAAAGAGGAAGAAGUGAUCGAGACAUUCCAAUACCUGGCGACCAAGUACAAUCGUACUUGCUCUCUUACCUUGCAGGAUCUUGCUGCCUGCGGAACUAUCACUUCAGCUCACAGCAAGAACCGAUUCUCGAUAAGCGAGACAAUGAUCCAUAUUCGAGGUCUCUUCAGCACCAAGAAGAUGACUAUCUCAACCGCCAGCAUCUUUCUGUCUUGGACACUGAUCGGUCUUGCCUACCCUCUUUUCUACGUCUUCCUUCCCUCGUAUCUGGCAAGCAGAGGCGCAGUCUUCAACCGCUCAAAGUUCGAAAUCUGGCGCAACUAUGCUCUGACAAACAUCAGCGGUAUCCCAGGUCCCGUCGUCGCUGGCUUCAUGUGCAACACCAAGCUCGGCCGUAAGUACACCAUGGUCAUCGGCGCUUUGAUCAGCAUGGCCUUCUUCUUCGCCUAUACUUCUGUGAAGACAUCUGUGCAGGACAUCACUUUCACUUGCCUGAUCGCCUUCUGCAUCAACAUCUACUACGGCACUCUUUAUGCCUACACUCCUGAGGUUUUGCCAAGUGCUCAUCGUGCCACUGGAAGUGCUAUUGCUGUCGCGUGCAAUCGAGUGAUGGGAAUUGUAUCAGCUGUUGUCGCGAGUGAAGCUAACACCGACACGCCUGCCCCGCUUCUGGCUUUAUGGGUGACAGUAAAUGCUUCAAGUUACUCCUUUAUAGAAGCAAAACAAUUGAAGAACCUUCUGGUCUCACAUAGUUAUCUUAUGCAUGUCAUGACACCCCAACAUCCCGUCUUAAGACUAGAUUUUCAUAAGAAAACGUUGACGCUUCCUCUGACCUUAGCGCAUUGGCAUCGCAUCCUUCUCUCCUUGACCAUUCUCUAUCCCAUCGAUCUCCCUCUUCCAACCUUUGCCACUCACUUUCAAUCCCGGUAUACGCUAACAGAACUCCAGCCCCAGAAUCGACUCACGAAGGCCAAGACUUCAACCCAAACAUCAAAGUCUACAAUUCCUAACAGAGCCAAUCCCGCCAAGAAAACCACCAUGUCUUCAGCUAUGUCGGAGAAGUCAACCUCGCGAUCGAAGCGCAACUCUCCGAAGCGAAGCCUCGCAUCUGGCUCAGUAACAAGCGACGCAAAGCGCCGCAAGAGCGAACACGUCAAGAAGUUCACCGAAAUGAAACUCGAGGACAUCGAACAGAUCUUUCAGAACUCCCGAAACGCUCUCAACAAAGCAGAGGAACUGUACCAGGACGCCGAAAAACGCGCGUACCGAGAAGCUGGAAACCUACAUGGAUGCGACAAAAGCCAUGACAGGUGCGCAUCAGACACUAAGCAGAAGAAGGAGCUCUUUGCGAAUGAAACCAAGCUCUUGAUGUGGGAUAACGUCGCCAACAUGGCGGUAGAGAAUUUGAAGGAGGAUGAUCUGGAGCACUUGUUCCAGUUUCAAGGGUAG